AUGAAUCACACGUCUGCACCCGACAGGCAGCAGCACGACCCUAAUGUGAAGGUUGAAGAGAUGGAAACACAAGAAGUGGAGACUGUAGAAACUGCUACUGAAAAGACUUGGGAAAAAACUUGGGAAGACGAUUUAAUGAGAGGCCGUAUUACCCCCAAUGGAGGUGUGGUGAUGUCUGAUGUUAUGAAGAAUCAAGAGACUUCUGAAAUGCCUCAACUGGCAUGUGUUGAUGCUGAAAUGGAAGAUGACGAAGCAAGAUCAGAAGCAACAUUUCGCUUCACAGUACAUAACUUUAAAACUAUCAAGGAUUCAGUGUUAUCGCCACCCUGCUAUGUUCGUAAUCUGCCAUGGAAGAUAAUGGUAAUGCCAAGACAGGCUCCAUCGCCUGAUAAACAACAACAGAAGUCCCUUGGAUUCUUCUUGCAGUGUAAUGGAGAGAGUGAGUCAUCUAGCUGGUCUUGCUUUGCUAUGGCUGAGUUAAGGCUCAUCUCUCACAAACCUGACACUGAACCUUUUCAUAGAAAGAUCCAGCAUUUAUUUUAUAGUAAAGAGAAUGAUUGGGGAUUCUCUCACUUCAUGUCUUGGAAUGAUGUCUUAGAUGGCGAAAAAGGCUAUAUUAAGGAUGAUACAAUUACUUUAGAGGUCCAUGUCAGUGCUGAGGCACCACAUGGUGUCUCUUGGGACUCAAAGAAACACACUGGAUAUGUUGGAUUGAAAAAUCAAGGUGCGACCUGCUAUAUGAACUCACUGUUACAAACGCUUUACUUUACUAACCAAUUGCGAAAAGCUGUUUACAAAAUGCCAACAGAGUCUGAUGAUAGUACUAGGUCUGUGGCAUUAGCCCUCCAGCGAGUUUUCUAUGAGCUGCAAUUCUCUGAUAAACCAGUUGGAACCAAGAAGCUGACAAAGAGCUUUGGCUGGGAGACACUUGAUUCUUUUAUGCAGCAUGAUGUACAGGAAUUCUUGAGGGUAUUACUAGACAAGCUGGAAAGCAAAAUGAAGGGUACAUGCGUAGAGGGCACAGUGCCAAGAUUGUUUGAGGGUAAAAUGAGCUCAUACAUUAAAUGCAAGAAUGUCAAUGUGUCCAGUACAAGAGUUGAGACCUUCUACGACAUUCAGUUGAAUAUCAAGGGGAAAAAGAACAUUUACGAAUCAUUCAAAGAUUACAUAAACACGGAGACGCUGGAUGGUGAGAAUAAGUAUGAUGCUGGAGAGCAUGGGCUUCAGGAGGCAGAGAAGGGGGUGAUAUUCGCGACUUUCCCCCCCGUGCUGCAUUUACACCUGAUGAGGUUCCAAUAUGACCCCAUCACUGACAGCUCUGUCAAGUUUAACGACAGGUUUGAAUUCUACGACCACAUCAACUUAGAUGCAUACCUACAAGAGAAGCCCGAAACACCAGCUGAUUACACCCUACACGCAGUAUUGGUACAUUCAGGAGACAAUCACGGGGGACACUAUGUUGUCUUUAUCAAUCCCAAAGGAGAUGGCAAGUGGUGCAAAUUCGAUGACGACGUGGUAUCUCGAUGCACGAAGCAAGAGGCAAUCGAAUACAAUUACGGUGGUCAUGAUGAGGACAUGGCCCUAACCGUACGACACUGCACUAAUGCCUACAUGUUGGUGUAUAUUCGUGAUUCACAAUUAAAGACAGUGCUCCAAGAAGUUACACAGGCUGAUAUUCCUACUGAACUCAGCGAAAGAUUAGCCGAAGAAAAGAGAAUUGAAACUAUUCGCCGUAAAGAGCGCAACGAGGCCCAUCUCUAUAUGAACGUGAAUGUGGUACUGGAAGAUGAGUUCGAUGGUCACCAGGGAAACGACCUCUAUGAUCCCGAAAGGGCUCACUUCAGGGUGUUCCGAGUAAGGAAGCAGGCGACCGUCGCAGAACUUAUGGAGACUUUGGCGGAGAACUUCCGCUACCCACAGAAACAUUUGCGCCCUUGGCCGUUUAGCGCCCGUUCUAACCAGACGUGCAGACCGACAUGCCUGGACGUAAUCAACGACCAGAACAAGACAAUAGCAGAUAUAUCGGAGAACAUUAAUCCAUGGAAUAUCUUCCUCGAAAUGCUCGCUCCGGAUUCUGGCUUCGCCACAUUACCCCCCUUCGAUAAGGACAAUGACGUAGUGUUGUUCUUCAAGUAUUACGACCCGAAGCAGAAGCGGAUCCAUUAUUGCGGACAUCAUUACUUGCCUAUCGCAAGCAAACCGGCUGAUCUCAUACCAAUACUCAAUAAGAGAGCAGGUUUCCCUCCAGACACACCCCUAGUUUUGUAUGAAGAAAUUAAACCUGACUUUGUGGAGAAAAUCAACAAUUACAACGACCCUCUCGAAAAGGUAUUGGACGAGCUGAUGGACGGCGACAUCAUCGUGUUCGAGCGAGCGGACAGCCGCCACGAGGAGCUGGAGCUGCCCACCUGCCAGGACUACUUCAAGUACAUCUUCUACAAGGUGGAGGUGCAGUUCGUGGACAAGACGGUGCCCAACGAUCCCGGAUUCACUAUGGAGCUGUCGAUGCAAAUGCGGUAUGACCAAAUGGCCCGCGCUGUGGGACAGCGUCUCAACGUUGAUCCCUACCUAAUACAGUUCUUCAAGUGCCAAAAUUACAAGGACACACCCGGUCUGCCCUUGCGGUACUCGUACGACGGAAUAUUGAAGGACUUGCUUGUCUACUGCAAACCAAAGUGCCCUAAGAAAUUGUUCUACCAGAUUUUAUCUAUUAAAGUGAACGAAUUGGAUAAUAAGAAACAAUUUAAAUGUUUAUGGAUUGGUCCUAAUUAUAAAGAAGAUAAAGAAUUAAUUUUAUAUCCCAAUAAAGGCGGUAAAGUCUCGGAUAUAUUAGAAGAGGCAGCUAAGGUCGUAGAAAUGUCACCGGAAGGAUCUGGAAGAUUACGAAUCGUCGAAGUGUCGUGUCACAAGGUGUUGCCAGGGCCGGACCCUGAGCUAACAUUGGACCAAGUGACAAUGUCACCUCCCAGACUUUACCGGAUAGAAGAGAUCCCGCAGGAUGAGCUGGAUUUACAGGAUGAUGAAAUGCUGGUCCCAUGCGCGCAUUUCUACAAGCAGGUGUACGCUACGUUUGGCAUUCCGUUCUACACGCGCAUCAAACACCACGAGCCCUUCCAAGCUGUCAAAGACCGCAUGCAGAAGAAGCUGGACAUACCCGACAAGGAGUGGGAGAAGUUCAACUUCGCAAUCAUUGUGAACGCAAGAGCUAAUUACAUAAGCGAAGGAGCUGUAGUGAACAUAUUCGACUUCAGGCCAAGUAGUAAUGCAAACCUGUCGCUUCCAGACUCCUCAGGACGGCCCUGGCUCGGCCUCGAGCACAUCAAUAAGACGCCAAAACGUUCGCGGGUUAACUACCUCGAGAAAGCCAUUAAGAUCUACAAUUGA
This is a messenger RNA of Pieris macdunnoughi, 3384 nucleotides long. The record is from the annotation of a GenBank genome assembly. NCBI's taxonomy places the organism in Eukaryota, Metazoa, Arthropoda, Insecta, Lepidoptera, Pieridae.